Tympanuchus pallidicinctus (lesser prairie-chicken) is the source of this 10405-nucleotide messenger RNA. It is a transcript of the gene AKAP13, whose product is annotated as A-kinase anchoring protein 13. The coding region runs from base 665 to 5134 and encodes 1489 amino acids. Gene Ontology annotation, molecular function: guanyl-nucleotide exchange factor activity; MAP kinase scaffold activity. Gene Ontology annotation, biological process: regulation of Rho protein signal transduction; positive regulation of canonical NF-kappaB signal transduction; adrenergic receptor signaling pathway. Gene Ontology annotation, cellular component: membrane; actin cytoskeleton. The transcript has 32 exons. NCBI's taxonomy places the organism in Eukaryota, Metazoa, Chordata, Aves, Galliformes, Phasianidae. The record is from RefSeq and is a predicted model, not a curated record.
UAGAAAUUUAAACUUAACGCAAAACCGAGCCCUCCUGCCUGCUCGGCUGAACGGCAGAAAGACUCAAAAGGAAGAAAACACUUUUUUUUGUUGUUUCUUUCAAAUCUUUGUGUGCUGAAAGAAAACUCACAUUGGUGACAGUACUUACUUUGGAUACAGUGAUCGACUUUUUUUUUUUUCUCCUUUUUUUUUUUCCCUUCUGAAUCAGACACGUCGUGGCUGAGCCUUCCUCUGCUUUUCUCCCUUGGAGCAUCAGGGUUCCUAUCGCAUCUGUCUGGCUUUUGUUCUCUAUCAGAAUUUUUAUUCUGGUGCUUUUUGGAUAUCAAAGUUGUCUGGAAAACUUCUUAUUAUUCGUAUUCAUAUAACGGGAAGGCUGAUACCAUUCUUAGCAGCUACAAAAGAAGUAAUAAUCAUAUGUAUAAAGCUCUCUCGAUAUACCUUCUGUUUUCUAUAAGUUCCUGUGUUUGUAUAAGCAAAUCUGUUCCAAGAAGACUUUAUCAACCGGUCGCAGCUCUGGGAUUUUCUUUUUCCUGUUGAGAGGCUCGGAGCGGCGGGGACUUCUCUGAGCACGCGUGCGUGUGGCCAGGAGCGCAGCAGGCACGCUGGGGUUCAUGGUGGGCUCUGCUCCCUACACUGUGCCUCUGCUCGCGGCCCUCGGGACAAAAUGUACGAACGGCACAAGAGGCGGUACAGCCUGUGCGACAUCUCCAAGGUGGACAGGACUGUAGAUGUGGUGUUGUUAAAGAUAAACCGUGAAAGCUGGUGCUCACUGGAGCCAUGUCCUGACUCUUCGCUGCUGGAGCGCAAGCGGACAGGAGAGUCUCCAGAGUGUGAGAACUUCUUGGAGGAUGGGCUGAGCAGCGUCUGUGCCUCAUCACAGGGUGUCCUUAAAAGAGAGUCUGGCAGCGAGUCUGACUUCUUCUCCUUGCCUGGUGAUGGGAUGGAAGAUCUUGUCUUUGGGAAGCAGCCUGAAGAGGAACAGUCUGCAGGAGAUGUCACCAGCUCCAGCUCCUCUGCUGAUGACACCGUGUCCUUGGAGAGGAACUCAUCCCUGGGUAGCGACACGUCCCUGCCCUUCCCACCCGCGGUGAGCUUUGCACAGCCCAAGGACAGGCGCAGCCUGGAUGGGAGCUGCACGAGCAUGGUGGCUGUGGAGGGAGGAGAGGGUGAACUCGCUGGCUUGGGAGAGAAGGAAGAGGAGCUGGACAGUAUCACAGACGUGCCUGCUCCUUCCUCCGUCGCAAGAAACUCCAUGCGGCCGCUGUCACCUUUCCGACGCCACAGCUGGGGGCCAGGGAAGAAUGCCACCAAUGAAACAGAAAUCAAUCAGAGGAGUUCAAUGCGAGUUCUGGGGGAUGGUAUAAAGAAGCCUCCCAUUCAUAGAAGAAGUUUGAGCUGGUGUCCCUCUGGUGUGCAGUUCGCUGCCAUGGGUCCUGACUUUAAUUGUAGAAGUUACAGCCUAGAAGGCCUUGCUGGAGACUCUGGUGAGAACAAGAAGCCCUCUGCAAACAUGGAGGCUGCUUCUCUGAGCUCCAAAGACCUUCCACGGAGCACACUCACCAGCAACCAGUGCGGCUCCCUGGUCUUGCUCACUGAAGAACUUGAGCAAGGGGAAAUCAGAGACUAUGAUCACCAGAUCCAUCAAGCACCACACCCACAAGGAUUCAAUUUCUGCACUUCCUCCGUUUCGUCUUCACUGACCAAAUCUGUGUCUUUAAUGUCAAUUAGUAAACCAUCUCUGGACACCCAGGGCCGGACUCGACCAUCGAGACGAAUCUCCUUCUCCUUCAGCAUCUCUCCACUCAUUCCUAAGUCUAAAACUCUCUUUUCUAUUGGCUCUUCUUCCAGUGAUGAGGAGGAGGAGUUGGAUAGUACUCAGGCAUUUGGUGGCCCCGCGGGUUCCUUGGUUCAGAGCAUAUCUGAAGAGAGCAGCAGUGUCCCCUCUAUUAAAAGUGGAACAAAAGUCAGUCGUACCUUCAGCUACCUCAGGAAUAAAAUGUCCAGCAGCAAGAAGAGCAAGGAAAAAGAGAAAGAUAAAGAGAAGACUAAAGAGAAGGACAAAGAUUCCAAGGAAAAGGAAAAAGAUAAGAAGAUGUUAAAUGGACAUCUCUUCACUGCAACCUCCGUUGUAGCCCAAGCAAUCUGUUACCACUGUAUGAAACCUUUCAAUAAGGAUUCGUACUACUGUGCAAACUGCAAUGCAAUUGUUCACAAAGGCUGUAAGGAGAGCUUUGCUUCCUGUGCAAAGGUGAAAAUGAAGCCACAGAGAGGAAUGCUGCAGGCACAUGAUACCUCUUCAUUACCCACAGUGACCAUGAGAAACAAAGGCUCACAGCCCAAGGAGCGCCCUCGCUCUGCGAUACUCGCUCCCGAUGAGAACACCGUCACCUCCAUCUUCAACAACAGGAGAUCACAGCAGCCUACGGCGCUGUCAAAGAGUGUCUCAAUACAGAACAUUGCAGGGGUUGGGAAUGAUGACAGCUUAAUACACACUUGGAAAUUUCUGUCACAGUCCACAGACUCUUUACAUAAAAUUAGCCGGGUGAAUGAAUCCACUGAAUCAUUAGUUGAUGAAGGUGCAGACAUGAAUGAAGGGCAGCUGAUGGGAGACCUGGAACUAGAUUCCAAGCAGCUGGAGGCAGAGUCCUGGAGCCAAGCAGUGGACAGCCUGUUCCUACAGCAGCAAAACAAGGAUGUUGUCAAACGGCAAGACGUAAUUUAUGAGCUCAUGCAGACAGAAAUGCAUCAUGUCCGCACCCUGAAGAUAAUGAACGACGUAUACAGUGCAGGGAUGCUACAGGAGCUGCAGUACGAUCAGCAAGUUGUGGACAAGAUCUUUCCCUGCCUGGAGAACUUGCUGCACAUACACAGUCAGUUCUUCCAGCGGAUUCUGGAAAGGAAGAAGGAGUCAUUGGCAGACAAAAGUGAAAAGAACUUUGUUAUCAAGAGGAUUGGUGACAUCCUGGUGAAUCAGUUCUCCGGAGAGAACGCUGAGAGAAUGAAGAAGACAUACGGCAAAUUCUGCGGGCACCACAAUGAGGCAGUAAAUUACUUUAAAGAUCUGCACUCAAAGGACAAACGUUUCCAGGCUUUUGUCAAGAAAAAAAUGAGUUCCUCCCUGGUGAGACGUCUUGGGAUUUCUGAAUGUAUCUUGUUGGUAACACAGAGAAUCACAAAGUACCCAGUUCUUUUACAGAGGAUACUGCAGUACACCGCAGAAAAUGAAGUGGAACAUGAAGACUUGACUCAGUCAUUAAACCUUGUUAAAGAUGUGAUUGCUGCAGUCAAUAGCAAAGUCAGUAACUAUGAAAAGAAAAUGCGCCUUGAUGAGAUUUACAACCGGACAGACAGCAAGUCCAUCAUGAGGAUGAAAAGUGGUCAGAUGUUUGCAAGAGAGGACUUGAGACACCGGAAGCUCAUCCGAGACGGGCCUGUGUCACUGAAAAAUGCAGCCGGACGGCUGAAAGAAGUCCAGGCUAUUCUCCUCUCUGACAUGCUCGUAUUCCUUCAGGAGAAGGACCAGAAAUAUGUCUUUGCCUCACUGGACCAGAAAUCCACGGUGAUCUCUCUGAAGAAGCUCAUCGUACGGGAGGUGGCUCAUGAAGAGAAGGGUUUGUUCCUGAUCAGCAUGGGUGUGAAAGAUCCCGAAAUGGUGGAAGUGCAUGCCAGCUCCAAAGAAGAGCGCAACGGCUGGAUGCAGAUCAUUCAAGACACAAUAAGUACCAUGGAUAAGGAUGAGGAUGAAGGAGUCCCUUGUGAGUCUGAAUUUGAAAAGAAAUUGUCAGACACAAGAAUCAGAGCGCUGAAAGAACAACUUCAGCAGAAGGACAGACAGAUCUUCCUCUUGCUGGAGGAAAAGGCCAAAAUCUUCAGUGACCUGGCAGACUCCUCUAUGCAAGAGGACAUGCCGGGUUCCAGACUGCUCUUCAGAGCCAACACUGAAGAAGCACCAAAAGGAGAAGCCAUUAUGAAAACUGCAAUAAAUGAAGUGGAACUGCUGCAAGAGCUGGUGAACAGGAAUCUGGGCAGCACCCUUAUGCAGCAACUCAGCAGUGCUGCCAUUGACGAAGAGGGAGGAGUUGGCCCCAUCUCUCUUCCUAAAAGGGCAGAAACUUUUGGAGGAUUCGACAGUCACCAGAUGAAUGCCUCCAAGGGUGGAGCGAAGGAUGAAGGCGACGAUGCUCAGGACCUACGGAGAACAGAGUCAGAUGGUGUUUUAAAGAAGGCUGGAAAUGCUAACCUGAUGUUCAUACUGAAAAGGAACAGCGAGCAGGUCCUUCAAAGUGUUACCAGCCUCUGUAAGCUGCUCAAUGCUCUGCAGGGCGUUGUCCUACAGCAGGACACCUACAUCGAGGGCCAGAAGCUGGCCUUGAGUGAGAGGGCCCUGUCCCGAGGCUUCUUCCGCCCAGCCUCGCUGCUGGAGCAGGAGAAGCAGCGCAACCUGGAGAAGCAGCGCCAGGAACUCGCCAACCUGAAGAAGCAACAGGCUCAGCACCAGGAGGAGAAGAAGAGGGCAGAGAAGGAGUGUGAAGCACGGGAGAAGAAGCUGGCGGAGCUGGAAAUCCAACUGGCCAAGAGAGAGGAGGAGAUCCAGAAAGGGUGGCAGGAGCUGGAGUGCAGGCGGGAUGAGCUGCGACAGUUGAAAGCCUCCUACCAGCUUGAAAUGGAGAAACUUCUCAGUAAGCAGAAGCAGCUGGAUAAGGAGUGGGAGCAACUCAAGAAGGACAUGGAGCGACAACCUCAAAUGUGGUUGGAGCAUGAUGACAACCAGGUGUCAAAUCGACAUGAGAAACUUGCCAGGGUUUGCUCCCAGUCCAGCCUCGAAGGCACCUCCGUGCAGAAGAGCCCCUCAUUUCCUAAGCAAGGGCACUCUGAUGCAGAACUGUCUGUCUCCCCCAAAAGGAACAAUCUUUCAAGGACACACAAAGAGAAAAGCACUUCCCAUUUGCUUAGCACAACAAACCUGACUAACAAGGCAGCUGAGGAACAGCCCCAGAUGCCUACUCGCCUCUUCAGUUUAUCCAAACCAAAGGAAAAGAAGGAAAAGAAGAAGAAGGGCAGGGGACAUCGCUCCCAGGAAUCUGAUUCUCAUUCAUCAGAAGCACCUCCAGAGGGUGAGGAGAUCUUCUGCUGAGUGGGGACGGCUCCGUCGGUCACUCUCAGCUUUCAUACAGCGGACAUCUCCCUGCCCGACCCACAGCACAGUGCUGGUGCCUGCACCUGACAAACAUCUGGAGGUUUUCAUUAAAACGUUCUGCAAGUUUAUAAAGUGGUGGGAAAGAGCCUCUUUCCUUGGGUUUGCGUGAGUUGUCACCGCAGAGGCUUCCCACACAGCAAGUGGUACCAUCUCCCUGUGCAAACCUGGAUUCAGGUCGGUUGGGACGGAUGUUUGCAGUCUGUGGUACUGCUAAGGGAUGAGAGAACAUAGCCUUAAGGGGUCUGUGCCUUCAUGUUCCCCUUUUCUGGGGAAGGUAACCAAAACCAAGCAUUCAGAAAAAGAUUAGGACUCUACAAAUGGUGCGUACACACUGGCAUAUAUAGAUAUACUGUACAUACCCAUCUCUGUAUCUAUGUAUCCUCUGGGAUAUGCUUAGGUCUGUACAGCCAAGCUUAGCUCGGCCCGUGGGGAUAGGUGAUGCCUUUCAGGGAGCAUUUGGAUAUCAAAUAUCUUGUCCUACUGCCCCAGCUGUAACGCCACUGACCCGCACGCCCCUUGGUGCUCAUGGUGUGGAUGCUGGCUUUCAGCAAGGCACUGCACACCGGGGAAGAGUAAUGGUGUUCAAAAGAAAAAAAUACAGGAAACAAAUAAAAUUGAAGCUCUCCAAAGAGAUUUAUGGGGGGUGGAGGAGUUACAUGUCAAACUGUUUCCAGAAUCAAGCAGAACUUGGAGUAUAUUUAAAGUGAUGCAGAAAAUUGAAACUGGGAGGUUUGGAAGGCAACCCUAGGAAGCCAGGAGAGAAGGUCAUCAAGUAGGAAGAACGCUAAGCAGCUUUUCUUUAAGCACUCUCUUGGAGCUACAGCUCACUCCUUCCCGUAAAGAUUUGUAUUGCCAGGAUCUAUUUCUCCAGUUGUUUGACAUCCCUUCAGGCAAGCCUGAUGGCUUAUGGGAAAGGUGGCUGGAAAUCUGCUUUGAGGGACAUUGGUUCUGUUAUUUGUGCUUUCUUUCCUCCACUCUAUGUUACUGCUAGGUUUCUCUUCCUCUGGACUUUGUCAGCUUCUCCAGCUUGUUUCUAAGGCAGAAACACCAGCAGUUUCAGAGCACAUCGGUGAGGUAGGUCAGAGCAGAGAGAACUCUGAGGAGGCAGCUCUUCAGACCCAUGCCUCUGCAGCAUUGUGCUCUUGUUUCUGGGCAGAAAAAUGUAUUCACGUGGACAGAACCACUGUGCAGCAGAUCCAAAAGCUGGCAUGCCAGGUGCACGUCCUAUGCUGUGUGAGCACAUCUGUGUCACCCUCAGCAGAAGGGGAAGGUUUGAGGACAGCUCUCAAUGCAGUAUCAUAGUCAUUUCAGCUGGAAAAGACCUCUAGCAUCAUCAAGCUCAAUUGUUCACCUAGCACUGCCAAGUCUGCCUCUAAAGAAGCACGUGCCAACAGUGAGGUGUUUAUACAGCUGUGGAGUAUAGCAGGGAAGAGCAGUGCAGCAAGCCACUUCUGUUCCUUGCACGAUUGUUCCAAACCCUCUGAGAUCAAUUGGCCGAGUGGAUCUGUGAUCUGUGAAUAGUGAUAGGACGUUAUCAGCUCCAAAAUAACUCAAGGGUUUGCUCCGAGUUGGAAGCUGCUGAGUGCAUUUCCUUUCCUACCAGUUUUGCUUUAAUGAAAAAAAAACAAAACCACACAACACCACAGUUCUUUAGUUGCACUGUUGUUUGAUUUAGCUUCUCCCAAGCUAGGAACACACAGCAGUUUUCAGAGUUGGGUGCUGAUGCAGAUGGGCAGCGCUGCAGGUGAGAGGGAUGCUCUGAUGGUCUGUGCAGGAGCCCUAAGAGCCACCUGCUUGCUAUUGAAGCUCUCUGAACUGCUGAGAUAAAAUUAAAAAAAAAAAAAAAAAAAAAAAGGAAGAAAGGAAAAGGGUUGAGAUUUUAUUUUUAUUUUGCUUUUUUUUUAAUGUUAUUUGGUGCUCAUUCUUAAUUGCAAGCGGGGCUUGCAAAAUUAUUUAUCUUUCUGUUUAUUUGAAAGAGGUUUUUUUUUCUUAAAGAAGUUUACUUGGUUGUAUUUUUUUAUUUUGCUUUUGUUUGGGGAUUUGGGGGUGGUUUGGUUUUUUUCUUCCCUUUUUUUUUUUUUUUUUGCUCCCCGUUUUGUUUUUAUUUUCUUACCAAAAGAUUGGUAAACCCAACGUUCUGAUUCCCUGGUUCCUACCCAACUGGGGGGUGGGCAGUGCUGUGCCCAGAGCUGCGUGAUUUCAAUUGAGAGCUUUCUGUAAGGCAGAGCAUCUUCAGGCCAGAAAAGUCUGGGAAGAGAAUUGGUGACUUCAGACAAGAGUCCUGUCUGCUCUCUUCUUGGGUUAAAUAUUUUCCUUGGGUUUUCUCAUGCUUCGUGGAGGCAAAGGGAGAGCAAAACACCACAGGGUCCUGCAGUGCUGUGAGGGCCUGGGUGGAUCUGGGCAGCUCCUCUUGGCUGGAAGUGUUGGUGUUGUCUUCUCAACAAGAAUAGCACCCACAGAGCAGGUUAGCUUCUGCUCCACUGUUUGCAUGGCUGGGAAAACACAUGUGCCAAGCUGAAGUUUUUGGAAACCAAACCAGUGCCUGGCUCAUUUAGUGUUGUAUAAACAGAGAUCGGGUCCUCGAUGUUUCUGAGCAUUCCCUCGAGUCUGUAACGGCCUUUGCCAGUCUGAGCUUUUCUUCUCAUCCCUGUGUCUUUUCCCCAGCAGUGCCUGAAGUCACAAAGCAGGGGAGUGUCCUGUAGCUCUGAGAAGGGCCUCAGUAGGGAGACCCGGAGCAGCAGGGCUGAGUCUGCCUGGUUUCAGUCCCUCUUCUGACCUGUGCAACCCAAAAUGAGCACCCAGGGCCCUCGCAGAAAAUAGUGUUUGCUUCAUGAUUUCUAAAGGCCCAUUUGUCAAAGAUGCUGUGGGUUUGAAUCAGAACUAUCCUGAAGGGAAAUACUGCACAUCAAAGCUGUUUGUGUCUGACAUCGCAGCGGGCAGAGCUUUGUCACUGGAGGAUGUACAUUGCUACAUGACUCACUUUAUUUGGAUUGAAGCCUUUACUCCCACACAGCUUCUUCCUUCUGUUACCUAUCGGAAGGUGAGGACUUGUUUUUACCUCUUCAGCCUUUGGUUUUUUUCCCACUCAGGUUUUCUUUGGAAAUGCCUGGCGUAGGUUCUCAGAGUCUGAUUCCUGCUCUGAUCCCUGCAGGUUGCUUAAUGUUGUCUGCUAGACUACAGUCCCAGUUUUACAGCACCUUUUCCCAACCUUAAAAUCAUGUUUGCUUCAGAUCCAGGCCUGGCACCCAUCCUGCAGGUGCUGAGGUGUCUUUCCUCCAACCCAACCUGAUGCCAGGUCUGGUUCCCAGAGCCUCGAUCCCACUCAGAGAGCCAAACCUCCUCAUCCCAUGAGGCAUUCCUGGGGCAUAGAACAGUUCUGGCACUGUCUCAGAUGAAGUACAAAGGUGGUCAUUAUCAGCUGGGAGCACCAGGAGACUCCGGGAGCAGGGAGCAGCUGUAGGCGUAGGACUUGGUGCAGGUGUGUGGGGUUUGCCUUAGUUUCUCUUAAAUGAUGUGAUCAUCUUAGCAUGUGACUUUCUCUCAGUGUGAUGCCUUAAAGCACUUUAAAUGGAACUGGUCGUGUCACUUUUCAGUUUGGUUAAGUGGAGACAAUCAGCUGUGUAAUUGCUUUCCCCUCGGCAUGCCCAGCACAGCCCAAGCUGCACAGCAGUGUUACCAGCACCGGCCUGCCUUGUUUUGGGGGGGGGGGGACAAAAGGCCAAGCGUUUUGUAUCAUUAUUAGACCAAAGUGGAUGUGAAUGUGACUACGGUCCCACCACAGGCAGGGUGAGCCCUUUCCCCACAGGAGAGCCCAGCAGCCAUUUGCUCAUGGAGCCCCCUUGGCCUCACACCAUGGCACUUAGGAGCAGGCAUCAGGAGUGGAGCAGUUGGCUUCUGAUGGCCUGGCUGUGUCACCCUGUAUGACCUCAUGCUACCACCAUCCUCCUCCUCCUCCUCCUCCUCUUGGAGUUUGACUACUGCUGAGAAGCAAUGCCAUGAGCUUGAGCGGGUUUGUACACAGGAAGAGCAUCUGUAGAGCCUAAAGUCUUUGCACCUUCCUUGCUGCAUGAGGAUAUCUCAAAGCUGUUAGCAAAAGGCCCGAACCCAGCCCUUCCCAUUGCCACCAGGUCAGGAGAGGUUCAUCAGGUGCCAAACGCCAAGGAAGCUGUGUAGGGUGUCUGACACAAGGGAGGAAUGGGCAGGGGGCACAGGAGAGAGCAUCUGCUCAAAUCCAACAAAACAUUCCUUGUUAACCAGAACUCUGGAAGUUAUUCUGCCUGCUGGUCAGGUUUGGGAAUUCAACAUAAUUUAAGGCACCCUUUUAAAGAGAAAAAAAACCAACCCUCCCCUACUGCUCCUAACUCUUGCGUCGCUUGUCAGAAGGGGCAGCAAUCAGCGAUGAGUUCUUGAUCCGACGAUGCAGCUAAGUUUUAAAGAUAGGUGAGCUGAACUGGACGCACCUCUGGCUCCUGGGCACGGGAAGCGCAGCGUCGGCUCCCGGCCCACCUGCAUUUUGGGGCUCGAUGCCUUUCCUUCCACACGCAUUUCACUGACACUGAUGCUUUGCCCAAAUAUAUUCUGCUUCCUUCGCUUGGGGGGUUGGGGGGCAGGAUGACGUUCACUGCUUGGCCUACAGCCGUGAGCUUUGUAUGUAUUUAAGCUGUCUAUAGGUAUCAAUCAUUUCCAUGCUCUGAAGUAUUUUAUUGUUCUAUCGAUAUUAAACGGUGAGUCAAAACAAAAAUAAUCUGACAUCCAGUUCAGUUCGCCUAUGGUUAAAGUUUAGCCUGGUGUUUGUCUUGUACUAAUAUGGAAUGCACUUGAGUAAUGCCCGGAGCGUUAGGGGGUGUAUUACAGCAACCCCAUAUACCUCUGCCUUUGGUUUGUUUCUUUGAAAAAAAAAAAAAAGAGAGAUAAAAAAUAUGCUUUGCAUUUUCAUGUUGAACCCAUUAAAAAAUUAAUUAAAAAAAAAAAGUUUAAAAAAAAAGGAAUUUUUUAAAAAAGAGGGUAAAACCUAAUUGCUGUAUGUUAAUUUGUAAUUAUGUAAAAAGUGAGCAGGUUAUUGACUGUGUAAAAUUCUUCAGUUUUCCUGUAACUUGCCAGAAACCAUUAGGUUUUGUAACGAGCUUUUAUUUAUCUUCCUUUUUAGUUAUCAGCAUCAACCUCUUGUAAAGUCAUUUUUCCUCUAAAUAAAUUUGAUUUUAAGUCUGA